UGUGCGCCGGCGUGGCUUCCUGGUCUCCGGGAGUGGCGUGUUCCCUUCCCCCAAGGUAGCCGCUUUCUGGGUUAGGAGCGAGGCCGUUGACGAGGGAGCCGCGACCUCCGUCCCCUCGCCCCCUUCUCCUCCUUCUCCUCCACCGGUGGCGGCGUCGGCGCAGAGCCAUGGCCGAGCGCGGGGAGCUCGAUUUGACCGGAGCCAAACAAAACACUGGAGUGUGGCUCGUGAAGGUUCCUAAGUACUUGUCUCAGCAGUGGGCCAAAGCUUCCGGAAGAGGAGAAGUAGGAAAGCUGAGGAUUGCAAAGAAUCAAGGAAGGACUGAGGUAUCUUUUACUUUGAACGAGGAACUUGCAAACAUCCAUGAUAUUGGUGGAAAACCUGCUUCUGUCAGUGCACCUAGAGAACAUCCAUUUCUCUUGCAAAGUGUGGGAGGACAGACAUUAACAGUCUUUACAGAGAGCUCAUCAGAAGGCCAGCCUGAAGAAAAUUCUGAGAGCAGUAAUAAUGAUUAUGUGUUGCAGCCUAACGAUAUCCAUCAUGUGUUACUCAGUGGCCCUUUGGAUGACUUUAGAUCCCCAGAGUUGGAGGCUGAGAACUGGAGUCAAAUGUGUGCCGCCACCGAGAACCAGAGCCAAUCAUCAGAAUGUGCCGUCAAGCCAGAGAGUGUGCACGAGACCCAGAGCCAACUUCUGUUCUACCCUCCUUUUUAA
Dromiciops gliroides (monito del monte) is the source of this 713-nucleotide messenger RNA. Its product is annotated as general transcription factor IIF subunit 2-like. Gene Ontology annotation, biological process: transcription by RNA polymerase II; transcription initiation at RNA polymerase II promoter. NCBI's taxonomy places the organism in Eukaryota, Metazoa, Chordata, Mammalia, Microbiotheria, Microbiotheriidae. The transcript is spliced from 7 exons. Gene Ontology annotation, cellular component: transcription factor TFIIF complex. The record is from RefSeq and is a predicted model, not a curated record. Bases 168 to 713 code for a protein of 181 amino acids.